Molecule: messenger RNA, 1305 nt
Organism: Verticillium alfalfae VaMs.102
Lineage: Eukaryota; Fungi; Ascomycota; Sordariomycetes; Glomerellales; Plectosphaerellaceae
Product: CDC50 family protein
Exons: 6
Coding region: 1-1305 (434 amino acids)
Cellular component (GO): endoplasmic reticulum; plasma membrane; Golgi apparatus
Source: RefSeq, a predicted model, not a curated record
AUGCCCGAAUCACCAUCCGGUGUGGGUCAGGCCGACUCGAUCCGGUCGCACGAUUCGAAUGACAAGAACUCGGACAAGAAGAAGAGUCGCCGUCCCGCAAACACUGCGUUUCGGCAACAGCGGUUGAAGGCAUGGCAGCCCAUCCUGACACCCAAGACGGUGCUCCCCCUGUUUUUCACUAUCGGCAUCAUUUUCGCUCCCAUUGGAGGCCUGCUGCUCUACGCCAGCUCCGAGGUCCAGGAAAUCCGGAUUGACUACUCAGACUGUCUCAACGAUGCGCCGACGAGCGACUUUGAUACCAUGCCCUCCAAACACAUCUCUAAUGCCUUCAAGGGCGGUAACGAUACCAAGGUUGCCCGAUGGAGGAAAUACGAGGACGUCAACGUGCAACCAGCCCGCGGUCAAAACUACUCAGGCACCAUCUGUACCGUCGAAUUCACCAUUCCAGAGGACAUGGGCCCGCCUGUGCUCUUCUACUACCAUCUCACCAAUUUCUAUCAGAACCAUCGUCGAUAUGUCUCGUCCUUCUACGCCGAUCAGCUGAAAGGCGAUGCUCAGAGCUCCAACUCGAUCAACGGCUCCGACUGUGGUAGCACCAAAGAGGUUGCCUUUGACCGGGACAAUGGACUGCCUAUCUAUCCAUGCGGCCUCAUCGCCAACUCCAUGUUCAACGACACGUUCACUUCGCCUCUGCAGCAGAAUCCCCAAGGCUCCAAUGACGACAGCGCCAUCUACGAAAUGAAGGACGACAGCAGGAUUGCUUGGGCCUCCGACAGGGACCUCUAUGGCAACACCAAGUACGACCCCUCGACCAUCAUGCCGCCUCCCAACUGGCGUAAAACAUACCCCAAGUACACCGAACAGAACCCCCCUCCCGACUUGAGCGAGUGGCAGGCUUUCCAGGUCUGGAUGCGUACAGCCGGUCUACCUGAGUUCAGCAAGCUGUAUCAGCGCAAUGACGACGAGCCCAUGCGAGCCGGAACCUACCAGGUUAACAUCACCGACAAUUUCCCAACCAAGGCAUACAAGGGCUCCAAGUCCAUCGUCAUCUCCACUCGUACCGUCAUGGGUGGCCGUAACAACUUCCUUGGAAUCGCAUACGUGGUCGUCGGUGGCCUGUGUAUUGUUCUCGGUGGUGUCUUCACCGUCACUCAUCUCUUGAAGCCAAGAAAGCUCGGAGACCAUACAUACCUCUCCUGGAACAAUGCUCCCGCCUCUCAGAAGGGUCCUGCCACUGGCGGUGUGCUCGGCGGGUCCAGCGGCGCCAUGGCCUCCGGCCGUGACCUUCGACCUGGCGAGGCCUAG